This is a messenger RNA of Myxocyprinus asiaticus (Chinese sucker), 4034 nucleotides long. RefSeq names its product heat shock protein, alpha-crystallin-related, b15 (gene hspb15). The coding region runs from base 1038 to 1628 and encodes 196 amino acids. Gene Ontology annotation, biological process: cellular response to unfolded protein. Gene Ontology annotation, molecular function: protein homodimerization activity. The record is from RefSeq and is a predicted model, not a curated record. Lineage: Eukaryota; Metazoa; Chordata; Actinopteri; Cypriniformes; Catostomidae. Gene Ontology annotation, cellular component: cytoplasm; protein folding chaperone complex; nucleus. The transcript has 3 exons.
CUUAAUUUGUCUGAAUGGCAGUCUGAAUUUGUAUACACACAAACCUUAAUAGUGAUUAAGGCUAUUUAGAGAAAGUUCACAGCUUUCUUUAGGGAUGCAUUGAAAUUUUGACCACCUAAAUGUUUUGGCUGAAAAUGUUAUAAAUGGGCGUUUUUGGCCAUAAUGAAAACAAAAAGGCAGAAACUCUUUGCUGAAAAUUUUAACAGAAACUGUUACUUUAUAAUCCAACAUCAGAAACAUUAACAUGGAGAAAAGGCAACAAUCAUUUAAUGUGAAAUUAUCCUGGUUUAAUUCAAUUUAAUUAUAAAUGCAGAUGAUGAUAAUAUAUUGAUCUGUUUUAAAAUAGUAAAAUCUGAUGUAACAUCUUUGUAUAGCUUUAAAGGAACAUUCAGUGUGCAAUACAAGUGAUGCUUAAUCGGCAGCAUUUGUGGCAUAGUAUUGAUUACCACAAAUUUAGUUAGACUCAUCCCUCUUAAAAAAAAAAAAAAAGCAAACUUCGCACUUACAAUGGAAGUGAAAGUUUAUGUAACUCGUAUUGAACCCGGAAUAUUCCUUUAACUGGCUCAAACAGUUGUUUACAGAAUUGAGGAACUCUCUAGGGCUGAUAUAAAGGCUGUGAGCACAUACUGUUGUGCAACAAAGUUAGUUACUGUGGUAAAAGAAAGAGCACCAAGAUGUGACCAGACUACAGAGGCCACUAAUGAAACAACACUAUUGCCAGUGUGCCUAUUGUCAUUUGCCAAGAAUUUGCCACUAGCCCUUUAGAUUUAUUUAUACAGACAAGAUGGCAUCAAUCUGUGUAUGUCAGACUGUAACACUGGGGUGAAAGACUUGCCCAGAGUCUUUGUUGAUGUUUGGGACUGGAUAACUGGACAUUUGGGAUGGAGGCUAUAUAGACAAGCGCUGUAUAAAAGAUAGUGAGUAGCUUCUUCCUGUAGCUUUUUGCAGGUUGACAAAUCAGAUUUUGAUUGGUUAUUGUAUAGGUGCUUGCUCAACUCAAACUCAAAGUUUUUUCUCUUUUGAAAUUCACUUUAAUCAUGGCUCGUCCCUUGUUUCAUCGUAAUGGUUGCUGGGACCCUCUCCAGGGCAGGACACAAAUAAAACUUUUCGACCAAAACACCAGCUGCCCCUGUUUCCUUAAACCUGACGAGGUUAGCUGGAUUGACUUAGCCAGGGAACGAUUGAGCACAUCUACAUGGCCAGGAUCUAUGUACGUGCCUCUCUUUAGCUCAUUGUGUAUGGAGAUUCCAUCUACAUCAUUUACUGGAUCCAAAGGACCAGUUUCCGAUGCUAUGUGUGAAAAAACAAAAGGGCAGCAUAACUGGAAAAUCUGUCUAAAUGUUCAUCCAUUUUCUUCUGAGGAGAUUAGCAUCAAAACCAAGGAGGGAUAUUUGGAGAUAAAAGGUAAUCGUGAGGAAUGGCAGGAAAAUAAUAGAUUAAUCUCCAGAAGCUUUACAAGAAAAUACAAGCUUCCAGUUGACUUAGACCUAAAACAGAUCAGCUCCAUGCUGUCUCCAGAUGGUACUCUCUCAGUAGAGGCCCCAUUACCUGGCUCUAAUGUCAGUCUCCCUGAAGAGAUUGUCAUCCCUAUUCACAUUAUGGAAAAACAGGACUUACCGGCAAAGUAACUCACAGUUAUCAGUUGUGCAAAUGAUUAAUAUUCAAAGUAAUUAAUGUGUUUUCUUAACACAACUUUUUGUGAAAAAAAAAAUAAAAAAAAAAAAGAUCAUAACCUUUUAUUUUUGAUGGCUAACAUUAGAAGUAUUUAUAAAUACUGUUUUUGCAACAGACUAUGUAUAGUAUCAUAAUCAUAACCAAAUUACAAACAUUACUGCAUGCAGUAGUGUAAAUUGUGCUGUAUACAGAAUGUUCUAUGUUGUUGUUUUUUAUCAUGCUGAUUUAAAUUUUUUCAAAGAUGACUGAUCAAAUGCAACAAAUAAGUACUAAGGAGUUAAAGAGUGACUAGAGUUUCCCCAGUCUUAAGAAUACAUGUGAAAAUGCUUUAGAUUUGGGAUAAUAUCGAGUAAUGUCAGGACAAUGCCUAUGUUUUUUAAGACUGGAGUUAGAAUGGUGACUUGUGUCACUGAAUGAUAUAAACAGCCGCAAAAUAUAAUACCAGAUAUAAAUAAUAUUUAAUAACCUUAUAUAAGUACAUGAAAUGAGUAGAUGAUUCUCUUUCAAUUGCACUAUUGUCUAGUAAAAUCAAAAACUAGGUGAGCAAAUAACUAAAUCUAAAGAGCUUCAGGUCACUUCCUCUAGGUGGUGUUGGUGCUCAGCAAUACUGUUGACACCAGAUGCUCUGUACGCUUCUCCACUGAGCAAACUGCCGACAGAGGCAGUUAUGAAACCAACGCCUUCUUUGGUUUCCUGCUUGAGCUGAUCAGAAGUAUGCAGAAGUUUUCCCUUACCUCCACAGUAAUACCUUGACUAUUUUUGAACAUGUUCCACAUAUUUCACCACCUUGCUCUGGAUCAGUCAUCAGAUGACGGGUCUCAGUUACACUAAGCAUGGUAAAGAAGGGCAACGAGUUUGCAAAUGAUCAAGAUUUUUGCUGAUGCUUUUACUCUUAUAUGAUUUAAUUGAGAAUGCUGUUCUCAGAUAUGUAAUAUGAGUUGGACAGCGGACUUAUCCUCUAUUAUACAAAUACUAGAGAUGACCAUGUGUGCCUUUUCAGAACUAUUAGCCAUGUUUGUGUUUAUUCUCCAUAUAAGGUUUUUAGAAAUGCUUCAACAACAACAAAAAAGCAACCAGGAUGUGUUUUUGUGUGUUAUCUGAAAGAUUACUGAGCAUCUGGCACAAGGCUGUUAUACUAUUAUCCUACCCAUUGACAGAGUUGGGAGGGUUACUUUUGAAAUGUAUUCCACUACAGAUUACAGAAUACAUGCUGUAAAAUGUAAUUUGUAACGUAUUCCAUUAGAUUACUCAAGGUCAGUAACGUAUUCUAAAUACUUUGGAUUACUUCUUCAGCACUGGUAGAUUUUGUUUCACUUGUUUUGACUAUAAAAACUCUGCCAUGUUAAAAAUACAUUCUCUGAAAAACCUAAAUAUCUUAUGCAGUGUUGUUUCUAAAACAAGAUAAAUCAAAUUGAUCUUGUUUUAAGGAAGUUUUUAUAGAUAUUUUUACAGGAAAACAACACAACAAUUAUUAUCAAGAAUAUGAUUUUUGCCCUAAUAUCAAAGGUAUUACUAGAAAAAAAUUUAUUAUGAUCCAACGUGAAUUUUCUUGAUAAAAAAAUAUGAUUAUGCCUGGUAACAUUUUUAUGUAAAAUGGCUAGAAAUAGCAUUUUAGUUUAGCGUAAAGCUGACAAUUUACACAAGGUUUAUUUCGAUUUCUUCUGCUCCAAACUUACUUCAAACUUACUUCUCUGUCUGCUCGUAUGAAUGUAACACAUCAUAAGAAAGUGUUUCACCGCUGUUCAAAUGCACUUUGGAUCACAUCAUUUAUAUGUAAAAAUGUUUUUCAUCUUAAAGGACUAAAUAUUAAAUGAAACAAAUGACAAUAAAAUGCAAAGUAAUCUCUUCAAUAAUCAAAAUACUUUUUGAAUGUGAUGUAGAAGUUUCUAAUCUUUAGCCUAUCAUGUGUUAUUAGAAACAACUGAAGACAAUGUAUGUCAUUUUUCAUAAGUCUAUCAUUGUUAGAUUUUAGUUUCUUGAUUUAGUUAUUUGUACUGCAAAGUAUUUGUUGCUUGGAGCACUAAACAGCUUCCUCUCAUUCAGUUGUUAAUGUCUCAGUAUGUUCUCUUGAUCAUUUUACAUCAUAAUAAAAUGGCAAUCUGUUUGAACAGAUAAUCAAGUCUAAUCAUUAAUAAUCAAGUAGAGUAAAAAGCUAGUAAAUAACUGACAAUUCGAUUUUCUGUAUUUCCUGAAUCAAUUAGUCAAUAAAGUCAAGGAUGUCCACCCACCAGUAAAGAAUCUAUUGUAUUUUACAGAGGCUUAACCUAUUAAAAUACUUAUAUGAUUGCUGUCGGUGUAUGCCAGAUUUAGUUGAGGGUUGGAACUGGUCCUGUAAAUGUACACAGUGUAACACAGCAACA